Messenger RNA from Dicrocoelium dendriticum, 249 nucleotides. NCBI's taxonomy places the organism in Eukaryota, Metazoa, Platyhelminthes, Trematoda, Plagiorchiida, Dicrocoeliidae. The record is from the annotation of a GenBank genome assembly.
AUGCCAUGUUCCCUCUCUGGCGUCAAGCCACUUCCCCGACCCUUGCCAACCCCCUCUGAGUUCUACCUUCCAGAAACUCAACCGCCGGAACUGCCCAGGCAACCCUCGAGUGACUCGCCAACCGGCUCAACGCAACCCUGGAGUGACUCGCCAGCCGUCCCAAAGCCGCCCCCUUCCUCACCCAAGAAACAGACAGUCGCCCUCGACCGUAGACACCCACGAACGAAUUGGUCCCUAAACGCCGCCUAG